This is a messenger RNA of Lepus europaeus (European hare), 987 nucleotides long. Its product is annotated as olfactory receptor 2A1/2A42-like. Gene Ontology annotation, molecular function: olfactory receptor activity; G protein-coupled receptor activity. Lineage: Eukaryota; Metazoa; Chordata; Mammalia; Lagomorpha; Leporidae. Gene Ontology annotation, cellular component: membrane. Gene Ontology annotation, biological process: G protein-coupled receptor signaling pathway. The transcript has a single exon. The record is from RefSeq and is a predicted model, not a curated record. Bases 1 to 987 code for a protein of 328 amino acids.
AUGAAGGAAAAUCAGACAGUGGUCACAGAAUUCAUCCUAUUGGGAUUUUGCCUUGGUCCAAGGAUUCUCAUAAUCCUUUUUGGACUUUUCUCUCUCUUCUACAUCUUCACCUUGCUAGGGAAUGGGGUCAUCUUGGGGCUCAUCUCACUGGACUCCAGGCUGCACACCCCCAUGUACUUCUUCCUCUCAAAUCUGGCCAUUGUCGAUAUUGCCUAUGCCUGCAACACAGUGCCCCAGAUGCUGGUGAACCUCCUGAAACCACUCAAGCCCAUCUCCUUUGUGGGCUGCCUAGCACAAACCUUUCUCUUUUUGACUUUUGCUCACAUUGAAUGUCUUCUCCUGGUGGUGAUGUCCUAUGAUCGAUAUGUGGCCAUCUGCCACCCGCUCCGAUAUUCUGCCAUCAUGAGCUGGAGAAUCUGCAUCACUCUGGCUGUCACUUCCUGGGUCUGCAGCUCACUCCUGGCCCUGGUCCAUUUAGUUCUCAUCCUGAGGCUGCCCUUCUGUGGGCCUCAUGAAAUCAAUCACUUCUUCUGUGAAAUCCUGUCUGUCCUCAAGCUGGCCUGUGCUGACACAACGCUCAACCAAGUGGUCAUCUUUGCAGCCUGUGUGUUCAUCUUGGUGGGGCCCCUGUGCCUAGUCCUGGUCUCUUACACCUGCAUCCUGGUUGCUAUCCUGAGGAUCCAGUCCAGGGAGGGCCGCACAAAGGCCUUCUCCACGUGCUCCUCCCACCUCAGUGUGGUGGGGCUCUUCUUUGGCAGUGCCAUUGUCAUGUACAUGGCCCCCAGAUCCAGCCACCCUGAAGAGCAGCAGAAGAUCCUUUUCUUGUUUUAUAGUUUUUUCAACCCUAUGCUGAACCCCCUCAUCUACAGCCUGAGGAACGCAGAGGUCAAGGUUGCCCUGAAGAGAGCGCUACACAAAGAAAGUAAUUCCCUAAUGUCAAUGACUUUUGAAUUGCCAGCCGCAGUCUCCCGGAGUCUUCAUUCCUAA